AAAAAAAUAAUGAAAACAUUGCAGGUAUCGACGUCACAAUGCAGUUUACAUCGGAUGGUUUAUAUUUCCCGCGUUUUUAACAUAUACUCCCAGAGCAUGAGUAUAGCAGUAAUUUCAAACAGAAGUAAUAAAAACAUCUCCAAAGCAACAGUAAUAUCAUGCUAUGUGGAAUAAAUUUAAUAAUAAACAACAAAACAUAGUUUUGAUAUGAGUUAAAAUAAAUGCAAGGAAGAUAUCACCUGCAGCAUUGACGUAAGGAAGGGGAGUGGGUAGCUAUAGUGCACAUAGCGCCAUAGUAAACCUGAAAACUAAUAUUGAUACUUUCAGGGAAAAUUCCUACUAACAUAUGUUAAAACAUAUUUAAAAAUUAAAAAAAAAAUCAUUGGUCAUUAUUUUCGGGGGUGAAAAUAUGUCUGCUUUGGUGAAUGUGCUCAAAAGCAGCCCUGCUUCUACUUCAUAAGAAAAUAAAUGUAUAUAUUAAUACAAAUUAUAUAUUAUUUAAGGCUUUAACUUCAAUUUGAUAUAAAAUUUAUAUCACUCUUUUUGUAUCAAUCUUAAACACCACCUGAAAUACCUGUAUCAUUUAUUACAGAAAGUCGACAAGAGGGGUUACUAUGACAACCAUAGCGUCACAAUUUCCGUGAAAAUCAUAUAUGAUACUUUCAUAAUGAGUUACAGAUACUGUCAACUACAAAAUAUGUAAAAAUCAAAAAAAAAUCAUAGAUUCAUUAAUGUUCAAUGACCCAUGCAAUCACUACCUUAAGUUUUUCCAUAUAUUUAGUUAAUCGUUUUCAGCAUUUGACCCUUAUUUCUUUUCCCUCUUUUAUACCAUCAACAAGCAGUUUUUAUCUUUCAUAUACUGGCAGUGAAUCUAAACAUUCAGAAGUCUUGUUAAAACAAACACGGGAAAUGCCUCAUUUGAGAUGGAUCAUUCUGUCUGUAACGAAGAAAGAAAUCCAGUAUACCAAAGACACACUAUGGAAUUUUGUGGUAUCACUUAUUAGAUUUGGUCUCUAGGUUACUGUGUAGAAUCAAAAUACAAACCUCCAUAUAGAAACUCUUCACCCAAUAUGAAAUUAGUAGCUAUUAAAUUCUAUUAAAACAUGAUAAUGUGUUCGUGUCUGAAACAUGUGAAUUGUUUUCAAUCAAUCUCCAUAGUGGGGUAGAUGUAUACUUGCAAUGAUGUGUUGGUUUCUGACAUUCAUGAUGUAGAGUUAGUUUAUUCGAUAUAUUCCAGUGAACUAAAAAUAAAAGACACCGAGUCUUCCAAAUCUGCUUCGUACUUAGAUAUUUUAUUGAACAUAGAUGUUAACGGCAAACUUAACAACUCAACUUUAUGGCAAAAAGGGAUGAUUUCAGCUUCUUCGUCGUCAACUUUCCAUAUUCCAAUAUUCCAUGGUAACUGCAUAUGGUGUUUAUGUUUUUUAACCGAUUCAAUACGCAAGAGCUUUUUCUGCAUAUGAUAAGUUUUUAAAUCGAAACCGGCUACUGAUAAACAAGUUGAUGUUACAAAGUGAAGCUCCAUUAAUAUUUUCAAAGAAAUGUUGUAUUCUAUUGUGGAGGUACACAUUAGCAUUCUGACUGUGUGUUCUGAAAGCACUGUAACAUCCACUUUUUUCAUCAACACCACGACAAAAACAUUGCCCACAGAAUCGCAAAAAAAAAAGAAACUGUUUUGGAUUCGGAGCAAAAGAUUUGUAGAUUUGAUGGUUCAUCAUCAUCUUCAAAUGUUUCCCAAGUAGUGGCUUCUUCCUGCAUUUUUUCAAACCUCGUAAGUAUAAGAUAAAAACAAUCUGCAAAGUUUACUAGUAGAUGCAGACCGCAGAAAAACGAGGCCCACAUGCCUUAUCGGUCACCUGAGUUAAAAGUAUCACUGCUCCCAAGGGUUAUAAAAUCUAGAAAUAAUAUACUGUUCUGAAUAUAUAAGCUAUAUUCUAAUGUUCAGCAACAGUAUAAAACAAGAUGUAUUCUUAAAACCUCAAUGCCCACAAAAGUGCAUACACUGAUGAAAGGUUUUACGUAAUAUAUGUAUUAACAUUAAACGAUAUUACUAAUUUGGACCCAUCGUAGAGUCAAAACAUUGGGGAUGCGAAAUUCACCAUUUUUGCACAUCCUUUUGUGCUAUUAUUUAUUUUAAAUUUUAUACGGUAUCAGCAAACUUAAAGAAGUCCUUCAAAUCAUUAUAAUAAUUUUGAAACCAAACCUUUACCCCCUAGGAUCAUGAAAUUUACAAUUUUGGUAAAGGACUAUCUACUUCCUCUAAAUAUCCAUUUAGUUUCAAUUUAGUAUCGAUAGCAUUGUAAGCAGAUAACAUUCAUAUGUUUUGCACACAUACACUAUAUGUGCCAAGUUUGGCCCUGCCCUGGGGUCAGAAACUCUACUCCGGGGACCCUGAAAGUUACAAUUUUGGUAGAGGGAUUCCUGUUCUAUAUCACUAUGCAUUUAGUUUUUUUCUUAAAGAUUGGUGUAGAGAAGAAGACUUUUGAAAAUUGGUCAAUUUGUUGACAGUUUUUGCCCCACCCCUAAAGCCCCAGAGGUGCAAGAGUCCUGAAAUUUACAAUUUAUGCCCCCCUCCCUUGUCCCAAAAAUGCUCCAUACCAAAUUUGAAAAGAAUUGGAAUAGUAGUUAUCAAGAAGAUGUUAAAAUUUCUAUUGUUCAAAAAUUCAAUAAUUGAUUAUUUUGUCCCCACCCUGAUACCAACGCCCACCCCUGGGAUCAUCAAACUUACAAAUUUUGUAAAGGACUACCUGCUCUUUCUAAAUAUCCAUUUAGCUUUAAUAAUUUUGCAGUACUUUUAUGUGACACAAUAACGUUAAUUAUCUCCAGAUAUUUUAAUAUCUAAUAAAAUCAAUUGAUUUUGAAUCUUGAAUUAUACAGUGCUUCUGAGUAAAUUCAGAUGUUGGGGGAGCUGGAGAUAUUUUGUGGUAGUGUUUUCUUGCAUUGUUGUUAAAUAUGAUUGCAAUCCCCCCCCCCCCCCCCUAAAACCUUAUCCAUCAAUUCUAAUGUUAAUCCAUAAACUCCUGUUGUAUAACAGUGACCCAGUCAAGAUCAGCAAUGUGCCUCAUCUACGUAAGAGCACAGAUGCAUGCUGGGAAAUAAUAUAUGACCUCCAUAAAUCUUUAACUCAGAGUGUUUAAGUGUUAAAAUCUCCAAAUAGAGACUUAGGCCACACUAUUUAGCUUCAGUAGGUCUUUUAAGUUUAUUAUUCAAAAGAUUUUUUUUUCAUGUUCUGUGACACUUCCGUUAAAUGAAUGGGUAUAAUUAAUUAGUAAUCUAACUGGUCAUCCUUCCUGCACCUAGCUGGAACAUCUUUCUGUUUGCUUGUUGUUUCGUUGACUUUUUUGUACUUUAAUUCACUGGACACAUUUCGGUUGAGCAUCACUGAAGAGACAUUAUUUGUCGAAAUGCGCAUCUGGUGCAUCAAAAUUGGUACCGUAUAAGUUUUACAUUUUACACACAAUACACGUAACACUUUUUUCAUGAUGGAGUGAGAAAUGAGAGAGCAAAUAUUCACCGUAUCGGUGUCUAAGGGCACAAUACUAUUUUUACAACAGUGUGAAUAAUCUCUUUGUGUAUACAGCAUGCCUACAACAAAGAUUAGAAAACGGUAUACCCAGCGGCCACCGUCAGAAAAAGACGGUAGUUGAGUCAAAGUGCAUGGUUUGUAAAUUAAUUACUCAAGCAGACCCCGUCAGAAGAGGACAUGAGUUGGCAUGAACUCCUUUCGGCUACGCCGCCAUUGCUGAUACAUUGCCAAGGAUCACUGGUCGCUUUAGUUUUCAUUAACUAUUUAGGAAAUAUAGAUAUUAAUUUGUAUUUCUAACACAGAAUUUUGAAAGACGUAGAGGGUUGAUGACUUGCUGGUCAUACAUCCAUAAUUUGCUAACAUCAACCAAAUAUUUUUUCGACGGUGUACUUUCACGGCCCUGUUUCCUGGAUGUCUAUAUUAUAAAUGGUGGACCUCGGGGGCAGUGGGCGACUACAUCAAAUGAACUGCUUUGGAACAGUGGGUCUUACUACGUAGUUAAUAUUCAUUAAAAGGAAACCCGUUCGGUGUACCAUAUUUCACAGAUUUCUCCAAAAAUGCGAGGGGUGUUGUAUUGUGUGGCCCUUUUUACCCUGGCCUACAGCAAGGAGGACUGGAAGCCACCAGGAGUAUGCUUACUUCCAAAGAAACGGGGACCCUGUUCAGCGCAGAUUGAGAAUUACUUUUAUAAUCCAAUUUCCGGUCGAUGCGAUCGCUUCAUGUUCUCUGGGUGUGGAGGUAAUGAAAAUCGGUUUCGAACGGAAAACUCCUGCAGGAAGCACUGUGUAUGCCACAUUCCACCGGAUGCAGGACCUUGUAGAUCUUCCAUUGAGAAAUAUUUCUACAAUCCGACAACGGGUUGCUGUGAGAAAUUUACUUAUGGUGGCUGCCAGGGCAACAGCAACAAUUUCCAAACAUACGAGGACUGUCGUGCUACAUGCGUUGGAACCGCUCCCGGAAUGGUAAAGCCUCGUGGAAGUAACUGGGGAAGCGGAAGUACAAUCCAUUUUGAAACAAAUAAUUUCUACAAUCCACAAAAGUACGGAAACAAGUUUACAGGAUCCAAGUCACUGUGGCUCCAUGGGAACCGCAUGAAUGUGAUGAGUGGAACCCCGCAAGCAAACCGAAUAAUGCGAUUCAUAACACCUGAUGUUAAUAAAAAAGAGCAUUGGCAUUUUGUUGCAAAGCAAGGUACGAAAGAUAUUUUCCCACAGCAACUUGGAGAAAGACUUAAAAUCACAGGAAUGUCUUCCAGUAGCCAGGCACAGCCAAUGGGAGGGUCAAGGUUAGUUUUAAGCGGGGGCACGUCUGUGCCAGUUCAAACAUCUGGUGGGAAAUUUUCAUCUAUGAUGGGUACAUCUGGAGGAAGUUUCGCAGGUGUUCCAAUGGGUGGAUCAAAGUUAGUAAUGAGUGGGCGUAGUUCAGCACCAAUGGGGUCAGUUGGAGCAUCAAAUGGAAAGUUUUCACAAAUAUUUGGAACAUCCGAAAGCGAGAGUAAGGGUCGUCCUUUUGGUGGCUCGAACCUUGUUCUUGGUGGAAGUAGGUCAGUUCCAGCUGGAGCAAAUGGGCGCUUGUCAUCUGUAUUUGGAACCUCCGAUGGAAAUGCAUUGGGAGGUGUAGGGGGGACAUCUUUAAGACUGUCCGGUCAAUCAACAGGAGGAAUGAUGGAUGACAGUCCAAGCAGAUCGUCUUUUGUCUCCGCACGAACAGGCGCGGAACAUCCAGUAGGAAUGGGUUCUGGAUUUACGAGUGGUAUGACAAACGCACUAUCCCACAGACAAAGCAUGAUGAACGACCAGCCGGGUGGUGGUUUUAAGACAAGAGGGAGUGUCGUAUCAAAAAAUAGCAUGUCCCCUCACCCCAAAAGCCACCUGUCCCUAACCUUACCAGUAGAGUCUGUCGGUGGAGGAAGUAGAGUAGGCGCCCUAAGGAAAAUGUUUGGAGGCGGAGGCACGGGCCAGGACAUAGUCGGAGGUGGACUAAACAAAGGAAGAGAAAAUUACAUUUCGGCAGACAGUAAUGCAUGGCACCCAUUGACAGUUAAAAAAUGAAAUUGUUGGAUGUGAAUGGACACGUGUAUGUUUUAUUAUACUUUGAAUUGUGUAUUUCAAACGAAAAUCAAAUUGGCGAUAAUGGUAACAUCCACACUCAAAUUUUCGCAAUGGCACAUUCCAUACAGUCAAUCUUUGUUGUGCAAUUGUGGAAAGUAGUACAUGGAAAUAAAGUUCGUAGUUUUAGGGUGAACAAAA
This is a messenger RNA of Ostrea edulis (European flat oyster), 5775 nucleotides long. RefSeq lists its product as uncharacterized. The transcript is spliced from 3 exons. Bases 4084 to 5577 code for a protein of 497 amino acids. NCBI's taxonomy places the organism in Eukaryota, Metazoa, Mollusca, Bivalvia, Ostreida, Ostreidae. The record is from RefSeq and is a predicted model, not a curated record. Gene Ontology annotation, molecular function: serine-type endopeptidase inhibitor activity.